Messenger RNA from Saccostrea cuccullata (small rock oyster), 2907 nucleotides. Its product is annotated as ceramide kinase-like. Gene Ontology annotation, biological process: phosphorylation; ceramide metabolic process. Gene Ontology annotation, molecular function: ceramide kinase activity. The transcript is spliced from 12 exons. The record is from RefSeq and is a predicted model, not a curated record. NCBI's taxonomy places the organism in Eukaryota, Metazoa, Mollusca, Bivalvia, Ostreida, Ostreidae. The coding region runs from base 1 to 1695 and encodes 564 amino acids.
AUGGCUGAGUGUGGAGACGACAUUGUCUUUCAGUCGUCUUUAGAUAUCAACAAAAAGCCACACCAGGUUCAGCUCACACGGAGGCAUCUUACAUGGGACGUAGCCUCUCCAGGAAAGCCGUCCCGGAAAGCGGACAGUCCGUCAUCGCAGCCAUUUAUCGGCCACUCGGGAUGUAAACAUGUGCCAUUAAAAGAAGUGAUUGCCGUCAAUCUAGAACGCAGUUUGAACAAAGUAACAACUCCGAAGUCGACCAAGAAGAGCUCCUCCACCCCCCUGAAGGACUCCCCCAUUUAUAUAGAGCUCCAGGCUAUUCAUCCUGUCUCUUUCUCUGUCCAUUUUGUCAAGCGAUGCCCCAACCACAAAUGGAAAAAGAAGAAGGUGACAUUUUUCUGCCAAGGGGAAAACAUAUGCAGGACAUGGGUUGACAAGAUUGAGGAAGCACUUUCAAAUCCAGUACUAAAAAGACCAAGGAGCUUACUGGUGUUUAUUAAUCCAUUUGGGGGGAAGAGGCGAGCCCCGCGGGUCUACGAGGAAUCGGUGGCCCCUCUUCUGGAUCUGGCCAAAAUCAAAACCCAUGUCAUCACUACCACACAUGCAGGGCAUGCAAGAGAGGUUUUGGAGAAGUACAAUUUACAGUCAGUGGAUGGGGUGGUGUGUGUGGGUGGGGAUGGAAUGUUCACAGAGCUCCUGAAUGGUCUGGUCAACAGGAAAAUGUCCGAGGCAGGGAAAACUCAGACCAUAACAGAACAACCCAUCUCUCCAGAUCUACGAAUUGGAAUCAUUCCAGCAGGUUCUACAGAUGCCAUAUGUUAUUCCACGACAGGGAUCAAUGAUCCUGUGACCUCAGCAAUCCACAUUAUCGUAGGUGAUAGCACAGCCAUAGAUGUCUGCUCAAUCUAUGACGGGGACCAAUUUUUACGAUACAGCAGCUCAAUGUUAGCGUACGGUUACUAUGGUGAUAUGUUAAAAGAUAGUGAAAAUAACAGGUGGAUGGGACCAAAGCGGUACCAAAUUGCAGGUGCAAAGAAGUUUUUGGGUAACAAGUCUUAUGAAGGGGAGGUGUCAUUUAAACUGGCCUCCUCGACCGAUUCUAACCCCAGGGACAAAAUCACCUGUAACUCGGGUUGUAAUAUUUGUGCCAUGAGUAAGAACUCACAGGAGGAAAAAGGAUCUGAGGGGUGGCACACAGUGAGGGGUAAGUUUUUAGCAGUGGCCAGCUUCACCAUGAGCUGCCGGUGUCUGAUCAGUCCCCUGGGCCCCUCCCCCUACUGCCAUCUCGGGGACGGAACCUCCGACCUGCUCCUGAUACAGCAGUGUUCUCGUGUCCAGUUCUUACGUCACCUGUAUAGGUGUUCCACAACCAACGGCAACCAGUUUGAUCUGCCAUUCAUUAAGAUAUUUCGGGUGAGGGAGUGGAGUUUUUCUGUCCCGACGACCAAUGACUCUGAGAGUGACACCCAGUCUAGAUCCUCCACCUCCAGCAGGGCAAGCCGUGCCUCCACUCAGAGUGUGUGGAACUGUGACGGGGAGGUCGUGACUUCCAUUAACCUUCAGAUCAGGACCCACUGUCAGCUGAUCAAGCUUUUUGCCAGGGGGAUCGAGGAACUGGAAGUAAACCCGUCCCAGUGCUGCACCCCGUGUUGUGAUUCGUGUGACCCCGAGGACAAAUACACUAGUAUAGGAGGUCACCCCUGAGUGACCAUCACAGGUAGAUAUAGGUCACAUGAGAGAUUAUAACCGUCACACUUGAUAUGAAGCGAGGCACCUCAAGUGGUUCAUUCAUGUUACUUUGCUUUGAAAUCACAUUUCUAUUUAGUGAAUGCUGUCAUUAGAUCUUUUCUAUUUGAUGAAAGAAAUCACAUUCUUUACAAGUAAUUGUUUCUGUGGGAAGGUUGUUUGAGUACAUGUAUUGCCAUUUAGAAAUGGAGUUUGAGAAAAAAAAGAUGAAAGACGAUAAUGGUGUCUGUAUGAACUUUUACAAAGACAAGAUUUUAUGCCCAUAGAUAGGAUUAUUCAUAAAGUAUGCGAAGAAGGAGGUGAAUCAAUAGCAGUCUGUGAUACUAUUUAUGUUUUUAAUGUCAUAAUUAUGUUUAUGCUGUAUUUUUCUCAGAAAUGUAGUACACUGUACAUCAUUAUCAGAUACUUGCUGCUGUCAGAGUUAACAUGUUUUAACACACUAUCCAUUCAUAGGACCAGGGUAUAUAUUUUUUGAGAGUGUAAAAUUAUCUUCAUCAAAAGAAGUGAACAAGAGGAAAAUAGGAAAAAUGUAUCUGUCCAGUUUAGCAUUUUCAAACAGUGUUUGUCAUAGAUUGCCUAACAUUCCAUUCAAACAACUUUUCACAAGCACACAUAAUAAAUGUGGUGUGAUGUACACAUUUGUAUAGUGUUCAUGUAUCUCUUCAACUAUUCAUCUAUUCAUCAAAAUUUCAUCUAAUUUGAAAAGUAUCAAAAUAACCUAAAGUAAGUAUUCUGUGCAAUAUUGUAUAUUUUAAGCUGUCUGUUUUCUUUGGAGGAAUAAGGGUAGACAAAUUGCAAAUUAAAUUUUUUUUAGUUUAGAAAAUUAAUACUUUGUUUCCCUCUUUAGUGGGAAUUCUCUCUCUCUCUCUCUCUUUCUCUCUCCUUGAAGAAAAAAAGUUCUAAAUUUCAUCUGUCAACAAAGCAUAAUUAAUGAGCAUUUCAUAAAUCAUAUUGCAUCGCUGAAUCGUCAGUAUUUUCCAAAUUUCAAACAGGAAGAAAUUUCAUUCAUUGAAACUUAGUUUUUACAUGUAAUUCAAUUUUAUUCAUUCAAAAAAAGAGCCAAAAUAAUAUUUGAUUGAAUCAUUUAAAACUAAAAGUGAACUGUAAACCUAUUUGCUGCUUGCGUACGUAGUCUGUUGUACAUUAAAUUCCCCCCCCCCCCAAAAAAAA